UAAAUAUCAUGCUCUUUGGCCCUGUUUCUCUGGAUCCAGAGCAAAAGCUUGCCAUAGCCACCGAAAAAGCGCAAAUCCACGCAGCCGCUGCUGUCCAGCCCUGCUCCUCCCCACGCUCCGCAAGGGCACUUGCUCUUCCCUAUUCUCACCAGAGAGGCACAAGCGCACCGUCCCUUCCAGCGGCAGGCGGAGGGAAGAGAAAGGGUCUGUUGUUUUUCUCUCGUUGUUUCUCCCUCCCUCACGGCCGAUCACCAAGCUGCUGACCAGGUCAGAAAGCCCUGAUGGAAAUUCUCCAGGGCUGGGCGGGCCCCUGCUCCUCCAGGGAGCUUGUCCUUGACUAAUUUUUCUUUGUCCCGAUGGGAAAAAGAGAGAGAGAGACAUAAAAAAGAAAAACCACAAACUUCCUUUGAAAAUCAGCUUGUAGUCGGGGCCUGGAGCGCAUGCCCUAGACUCUGCAACUCAGGAAUCCCGAAGACGCUCUGAGCAAUCUGGGAGUACCUGGGCUGCCCUUCUGCCUGCCCGCACCCUCCUCUGGUGACCCCAGUCGUGGGCGUGAGUCCGGAAGUGGCCACCACCAAGCCUGGACAGCCGCUCAUAAACCUGUGUAGACCUGGAUAAGCUCUGGCCUUGACAGCUUGGAAGGCAGCUGGGACUGUGGAAAUACUCCUCCUUGGGGCCACCUUCCUCAUCGAAUUGCCACUACUGGACCCUCUUGCUCUAUCCAGGAACAGCACCCACUUCUUUAAGGGAAGCUGACUCCAUCCAAUGACUUCAGUCCCACCAGAAUCCUCCCUCCCAACCUGAAAGCCCUGUACCCUCGUCGGUCCCAUGUGGUCACAGCCUGUGAGAGCCCAAUGACUUCCUUCUUAGUGGAUCAGUCUCUUUUUCCCAUACCAAGCCUACAUUAGGCACCUCCCCGAGGGCAGGAAAGUCCUUUGGUGCCCCUCAAUUGACCUCUUCUGACCAUGGAACACCAUCAAGCUGAGCUUCCAGACUCUGGUGAGGCCAAGAUUCCAGAAGCAGUCAGCUCUGAGAACCAGGAGGUCCUCUCACAACCAGAGGAGCGGCCCCAAGACAAGGAUGCUGGAGAUGCUGAUGGGACAGCUGAAGAACAGGAGCCUGUAGGCCAAGCUUCACUGCUGGCCCAGGGCCAGGGUAACCUUGAGUUCCCUCCACCUGAUAUGAGUUCAAGCCAACUGGAGCCGGCCCCUGGGAUACAGCCCGAGGUAGAAACAGUGGGGGCCUGCUCCAGGCCCCAGGAGCUCCCCCUACCCCUCAGGGCCCGACAGCCUGAGCUGGAUUUCUACUGUGUAAAGUGGAUCCCCUGGAAGGGGGAACGGACACCUAUCAUCAUGCAGAGCACUAACGGCCCUUGCCCUCUCCUUGCCAUCAUGAACAUCCUCUUUCUUCAGUGGAAGGUGAAGCUGCCCCCUCAGAAGGAAGUGAUCACGUCAGAUGAGCUCAUGGCCCAUCUUGGAGACUGCCUCCUGUCCAUCAAGCCCCAGGAGAAGUCAGAGGGACUUCAGCUUAAUUUUCAGCAGAACGUGGACGAUGCAAUGACAGUGUUGCCUAAACUGGCCACGGGUCUGGAUGUCAACGUACGAUUCACAGGGGUCUCUGACUUUGAGUACACUCCUGAGUGCAGCAUCUUUGACCUCCUGGGCAUACCUCUGUACCAUGGCUGGCUUGUUGACCCACAGAGUCCUGAGGCUGUGAGCGCAGUUGGGAAACUGAGUUACAACCAGCUGGUGGAGAAGAUCAUUACCUGCAAGCACUCUAGAGACACCAACCUUGUGACAGAAGGCCUGAUUGCGGAGCAGUUCCUGGAGACCACUGCAGCACAGCUGACCUACCACGGACUGUGUGAGCUAACAGCAGCUGCCAAGGAGGGUGAACUUGGUGUCUUUUUCCGAAACAACCACUUCAGCACCAUGACUAAGCACAAGAGUCACUUGUACCUACUGGUCACUGACCAGGGCUUUCUGCAGGAGGAGCAGGUGGUGUGGGAGAGCCUGCACACCGUCGACGGAGACAGCUGCUUCUGCGACUCUGACUUCCACCUGAAUCACUACCUCGGCAGGGGGCCUGGAGCAGGGGGUGGUGGGGGCUCCCCUGAAAAGCAGCGCCAGGUAGACCAGGACUACCUGAUCGCCUUGUCCCUGCAGCAGCAGCCGCAGGGCACGCUGAGUCUUAGCGACUUGGAGCUGGCCCAGCAGCUUCAGCAAGAGGAGUACCAGCAGCAAGCAGCCGUGCUGCCCACGCCGGUGCGGGCCUCACCACAGGGGAGAGGAGCCACAUCUGGUCGCCCAGUCGGGGAGCGUCGACAGAGGCCCAAACAAGAGUCAGACUGUGUCCUCCUAUAGCUUUGCCCAGUGCUGGGGCUGCCCCGCCUCUUUCUCAGAGGCCAUGGUUGUGCUGCUUGCUUCCCCCAGCUCCACCCCUGAGAUAUGCAGGGUAACUUAUUUAUGGACUGUGGGGGAUCCAAGCAGGUGGUCAAUGCCAAGGUCAGAUUUGGUGACAUCUUGCCCUCCUAUGCUGCUGCCUUCUCUGCCUCCGUCAUCCAGGGCAACACUGGGGUUGGUGGGGUGAGGAUUUCUGGUUGCCAGCUCACCUUUCCUAGAACAGUCACACCCACAGAUGGACUCAGGCUCCAGGGUGAGGUCCUUGUCUAGAAUGCACCUCCCCUGGCCAGGCCCUCCUGCCGAUCCUGCUGGCCCGACUCCAGUUGUUUCAGGGUUUGGUUUGGGUUUCUAUCUCCAUUAUUUGUAAUGCUUUCCUAGGGGUUUGGAAAUAAAACUUCGUUCCUGAGA
This is a messenger RNA of Mustela lutreola (European mink), 2810 nucleotides long. RefSeq names its product MINDY lysine 48 deubiquitinase 1 (gene MINDY1). Bases 966 to 2363 code for a protein of 465 amino acids. The record is from RefSeq and is a predicted model, not a curated record. Gene Ontology annotation, cellular component: cell periphery; cytosol. Gene Ontology annotation, biological process: protein K48-linked deubiquitination. Lineage: Eukaryota; Metazoa; Chordata; Mammalia; Carnivora; Mustelidae. Gene Ontology annotation, molecular function: cysteine-type carboxypeptidase activity; K48-linked deubiquitinase activity; cysteine-type deubiquitinase activity. The transcript has 11 exons.